Condylostylus longicornis is the source of this 2735-nucleotide messenger RNA. RefSeq lists its product as uncharacterized. Gene Ontology annotation, cellular component: MSL complex. NCBI's taxonomy places the organism in Eukaryota, Metazoa, Arthropoda, Insecta, Diptera, Dolichopodidae. The coding region runs from base 337 to 2649 and encodes 770 amino acids. The record is from RefSeq and is a predicted model, not a curated record. The transcript is spliced from 2 exons.
AAAAAUCUUUAAUGUAAACUAAAAAUUCUUUUAACUUCUAUUUGAAAAUUAAAAUCUAUUUCUUUGAUUAUUAAUAAGGCAUUAAAAUUCAAUUAUUUCAUGGAAAUCAAAAUAGAAAAAAGAAAAUUUGAAUAGCAUAAAUUUUUUUUUGUAGUGAAAAUCGAUUUGUGUGCGUGUGUAAAUAUUUUGUUUUGCUUGCGCAUCAUAACUAUCACUUUACAGAAACAUGAAAUUAUAUUUUUUAAAAAGAAAUUGAUGUUGAUACAAAAAUAAAAAGAGAAAUUACGAAAAUAAAUGAUUUGUCACUGGAAAAUAAAAUUAUAAAACUAAAUCAAAAUGGAUACGAAUUGCAAAAAUAACAAAUUUAAUUUAGAUCAUGUUUACUGUCAUUCAAACGACAGUAAUUACAUUAGAGCAACAAAAUCAAGUGGAACUGUAGAUAUUAUGACUUUGCUAAAAGAAAACAAACAAUUAAAAGCAAUGUUAUUAUUACAUUUAGAUUUAAUUCAAGAACAAUCGGAUCAGUUACAAGCAAAGGAUAAGUUAUUAGCUACUUUAAAAGAAGAAAAUGAGAAUAUGAAAAUAAAAAUUGAAAAUUUAGAAAGUGAGAAGAAUGCAAUUAAUAAGUUGGGAAUUCCAGUGCAAGAAAAUAAUACCAAACUUAGCAUCGGAAUUGGUGGACGCAACUCUUAUCACAGAGUACAUGGAAAGGCAGUUGAGUCUUCUGACCUUUAUAAAAAGGUUAAUAAAAAUACUUUGAACUUUAAACAUGAAGAAAAAAAGGAAAAUUUGGCUGAAUAUUCAAAUAUUGAACAGAAGCAAAAAAGCAAAUUGAUUCUUAGUAAUGAAAAAACUUCGACAACUGCAACAAUAACAACUAGAAGUAGGCAUACACCCACUCCACCCGGGGGGCAAAUUCAAGUACAAAGUGAUAAAUACAAAAUAGUAGAUGAAAAUUCUAAUAGCGGUGUACCAAACAGUGGGAGUAUUAUUGGUCAAAGCAAUGGGAAACCAAUAAGUAAGAUAAUGUUACAAUUACAUCGCGUAAAAAUACCUGACAAUAUAUUACCCAAUAAAUUAAAUAAUGUUGAUGACAAAAGUGACUCUGAAAUAAGUUCAUUUAACAUACAACUUGCAUCAAUAUUUGAAAACAAAGAAGGGUCGCCGAAGUCUCCGCUAUGCUCACCUCCUCUUUUACCACCUAUUACAAGGUCACCAAAAUGGUUUAGAAAAACUGCUAGUCCCACAAAUUUAUCAUUAUCAGUACCAUUAUCAAAGAAAUCCAAGGUGUCUAAAAUGAUUUCUGAAACAAAAAUUGAGCCUUUAGAUUGUCCUUUAAGUCCACUUCUUGAUCCAAAAAGUGAAAUUGAAAUAAAAGAAGAAAUUAAGCAUGAAGAUACGGAAGACGGAUUUAGUUGUGAAUCGUCAGGUCCAGAUAUUGAGCCGAUUAGAAGGUUUAUACGUUGUAAAAGCAGACAAUCCAUAGGAGAGUCCUCAGCAAGCAGUGCUCAACAAUUAUCAGAGACCAUAUUAUCAAAUAAUAGCACACAAGAUUCGCAAGCACAAGCUCUUUCCCCAGUAUCAAAAACAUUAAGUAGUGGUUCGAAAAACAUGAGUGUCUCAAAUAAUUCUCAAAUAGUACAAAUUGGAAAUAUUUCAAGUUUUCCGGAUCGCUGUAGCAUUAGUGAUAGUGGAAGGAGGAAGGUGUCGUAUUUGAGCACGCGUAAAUUGUAUUCAGCUCGGGAAUGGACAACUGAAGGUAUACCAGCCGAAGAAUUUACUUCUAUCAAAGAGGAAGAAGAAGCACUUAAAGCUGAACAGCCAAUGCUUGAAAUACCAAAAUGGACUGUUAAAGAAGUGUCAUGUUUAUACAGCAUAGAGAGUACAGAAGAUCUUUCAGAUGAAACUUUUCGUAAAAGACAUGCUAAAUUAGAACAUGAUGAGAAACGACGUAAAAAAUGGGAUGUGCAAAGGAUACGUGAGCAGCGAACCAUUGAACGUUUAAAACGCAGGCAUUGCAAGGAAGAAAUAGUUGAAACUGAAAAUCAAGAGUUGGCAUCAUUUUAUCCUACACCUGAUCAAAUAAAAUUCAUUCAAAUUUCAGAGGAAUUACCUGUUGAAGCAUUCGGUGGUGAAUUAAUACCCCGAUUAAACCCCAGCGAAUUCCAGUUACCAUGGAGAAAGCAUUCUCAUUUAAAUAGAAUAUGUGAAACAAAUUCUGAAACUCAAACAGAUAACUUACAGCAAUCAUCUAAAUAUCCUCCCUAUCAUAGUCGUCAUCAAACCAAUCAAUUAAACGAUAGUUCAAUAACCGGAAGUGGUUCUGCUACUGGUGUUGGAACAUCAUCAAAUACUGCAAGCACAUUUUUAUUUAUUAAAAAGCGAAAGAAACCACAAAGUACAUGUACUAGGAGACAGCACCAACAACUACAACAACAGAAAAUCAAUCCAAAUUCAUCUAAUAUUAUUAAUAAUAGUAAUUUGUCAUUCAAUUUAAAUGUUUCUUCAACAAAUAAAAAUGUUUUAUUUGGCACUGUAACAAGUCCAGGUCAAAAUAAUGAAGAUAAAAAUUUAAUAAUUGGUGAUUCUAAUGUUAUUGAAAAAGUACAACAUUCAUCCAAUUUAAAUAAUGAAAUUUUUAAUUUGUAAAUAAAUGUGUAUAUACAUACAUACUUUUUAAAAUUUGAUGAAAUUGAUUUUUCUCAAUGAAAACUUUAGAUAACGUUAAGUCAUUA